Molecule: messenger RNA, 1692 nt
Organism: Henningerozyma blattae CBS 6284
Lineage: Eukaryota; Fungi; Ascomycota; Saccharomycetes; Saccharomycetales; Saccharomycetaceae
Gene: SWC4
Product: Swc4p
Exons: 1
Coding region: 1-1692 (563 amino acids)
Biological process (GO): chromatin remodeling; DNA repair; negative regulation of transcription by RNA polymerase II
Cellular component (GO): NuA4 histone acetyltransferase complex; Swr1 complex
Molecular function (GO): transcription corepressor activity
Source: RefSeq, a predicted model, not a curated record
AUGUCAUCAUCUGAUAUAUUUGAUGUUCUAAAUAUCAAAAAAGCGAAACCUCAACCCGCAACAGUUGAACCAUCUCAUAGUUCCUCACCAAGACCUCCUGUGACUGGGAUACAACGUGAGUUGUAUAAUCUACUCGGUACCAACCAACCUCCAAUAGCUCUUUCUUCGAAAUCUAAUGAACAAUCUCGUUUCAAAGAAAAGUUACAAGCUAAUGGGAAAGUAGUUCCAUGGACAAAUGCCCCAUUUAAGCCGAAUGAUUAUGUUGUUUUAAAUCAUUGGAUUCGUGGAUCUUCUCUGAAUGCUUCUAAUGAUAACACAAAAUCAACUGAUAAACUAGAAAAAUUAGAUCACAAUAAAACAGAGCAAGAGCUACCACCAUCCAAAUUUAAACAAUUUAACGUGCACCCUACUUUACCUGAAUUCACCGAAAUUGAAUAUAAUGACUUUAUGAGUGACAUAAUACUCCCUAGUGAAAUUAGCAAAGCAGAUAAUAAACCAAAUGAUGAAAUAAUUACAACCAAUAAGGAUAUAAAGGAAAGUGGUUCUGGCCUUGAGGCAGGUGAUAACCAGAAGGCAGAAUCUGCUAAUGAGGGAAGUAAAACUCCAAACGAUUCAGACAAAGACCACAAAGCUAAGAAUGAUACCUGGACAUAUGAGGAAACUUUACAAUUAUUUCACUUAUGUAGGCAAUACGAUAUGAAGUGGUUUAUUAUAUUCGAUAGAUACGAGGAUAAUGGUAAAACAAGAACUCUCGAAGACUUGAAAUCUCAAUUUUAUAAAGUUUCAAAAGCUUACUUCCAUAAAAAAGACCCCAAAAACCCUUUAUUGACAUCUUUAGACUUCAGAAAAGACAAAGAAAUAGAACGUAAAAACUAUUUGCAAAGAUUACUAGCACGAUCUGCAGCAGAAAUAGCUGAAGAAGAAGCACUAAUAAUUGAAUCUAGGAAAUUUGAAGUUGCUGCAAAACGGACAUUAAAUGAAAGAGAAGCUUUAUUAAGACUACUAGACUCACCUCAUUCUGAACAAUCAGUAUCUCGAUACUUGACGUCUCAAGGUAUGUCUCAACUGUAUACUAGUUUAUUAUCUGAUAAAUCUAGAAAGAGAAAGCAUCCAUCAAGUAACUCAAUACCAGAAAAUCCGUGGAUGAAACAGCAACAACAAUUUGCUCAACAAAGACAACAACUACAACAACAACAUCAUCAGCAGCAACAGCAACAAUUACAGCAACGAAUACAGCAACAAGAAAAUGAACAAAAAUCUCAAAAUAUUAAACAAGAAUUAUCUGUUAAGCCAAAUGAUUCCAUACCUUCCAUUCCAUCUACUUCUAAAAAGACUAAGAAACAAAAACAAGAAGAACAGCAAGCUCAGAAAAAGAAAUCAGAAUCUGCUCGGUUGGAGCAAUUAUUGUCAAAGUUUAGCGAAGAAGAAAGAACUGCAUUGGGAGUUAUUGUUCAUGAAAAGAAGCUAAAUGCUGGGGUGUAUUUGAGAUCAACAAGAAUUCCAAGUUUUAAGCCUGCUUUACAAAAUAAGGUUAAUUUGAUGAUGCAAGAACUAGGAUUACCUAUGAGACCUACUAUGGUAACAAAAAGAGUUAUGGAAAGACAAGAACAUUUAUUAAAACAAAUUGCAAAUUUAGCAGACUUAAAAAAACACUAUGAUAAGCUAGAGGCAGAGGUAGAAGUCAGGAAAUAA